This is a messenger RNA of Rhopilema esculentum, 6978 nucleotides long. NCBI's taxonomy places the organism in Eukaryota, Metazoa, Cnidaria, Scyphozoa, Rhizostomeae, Rhizostomatidae. The record is from RefSeq and is a predicted model, not a curated record.
UAUUGCAUCGCACAUGCUCGUAGACAUCAAGUUGGGAGGGGGUAGCCUCACUCAUCAACAGUCAUUCCGUUGUUGUCUUCUCGACGAGUAAGAUGAAGAACAUCGAUUCGGCGGGAGGUCGAAAUAAACGGGAUAUUGAAACAUGGAAAGCAUUUGCAUUUGUGGUCCUGUGCUAAACGCAAAAUUAAACUGUUGUCUACAAAUAUAUUGCUUUAAUUUUCAAUUUCACGGCUUGUUUUUUUGUUUUGGGAUGACAUGAACUGAAGAGGCGUUUUGAACUCAUUUCUGGUUGUCAAUAGUUUUCGGUUCAAAAGAAGAGUAACAAACAGAAAAUUUAAAACGCGAGCAAUCGAAAAAAUAUACCCAUUUAUACUUGAAUUACUCUGAAAUCAGUAAAGCGGAGGAAUAGUUCGAGGGAAAAUGAAUUUUCAAAAGCUACUAGGAAGGAGGACGAGCACUCGGUUAUACAGAGUUUGUGUUGACAGGGCCUGAAACUGGACCAGUACACCAGGCAUUAUACUUUUCCACGCAAAGCAACUUGAAAAAGACCUGCUUCACAUCAACGACGCGAUUUGAGAUAGUUUUGAUGGAGUUCUAGCUUAUUUGCAAGAAAUUAUUCUUUACAUCUUUAAAAAAGUCUUUUGACCCUGGACCUUGAAUUGUUAAUUUUUUUGUAAUGACUUCCACUUUUUAUGUUGAAUUUGCUUAUAUAGUGCCGCCCAGUAUAAAAAUCACUACAUGGUCAAUAUAGGCCGAUUUCCACUUUAUUCGCUCUAGUCGCGCGACUGAGCGAAUGUACAUUGGGGCAUGCGCAAAUUGAACUUCUACAUUUGCUGCGAAUGCGCGACCAUUCGCUGGGUAAGUCAACGACCCCCGGCCCUCGAGGAUGCACAUUCCGCUUUCCAGGGUUUAUCCUUUGCUCGGGAAUUUUGGCCCAUUAUAAGGGGGGAAAGAAGAAAUUUGAAAUUAGAAAGAAUUUGGAAGGGUUUUCUAUGAAAUUGAGAUAAAAUUAUUGAAAUGCAUUUAAAAACAGGAAAUUGUAAACAAUAAGAGGGUCAAAUACACAAGAAAAGCCUUAUGCCUUCAAGGUUUAUGCAAACUUUGGCCCGUAAAUUGAUUUGACAAAAUCAGACAGGGUUAUGUUGUUUUAGUUUAGUUUGUUGGUUUUAAUUUUCCCGUUUCAAGCUGUUUUGUACACAUCCAACUUAAAAUCAAGAAUUGAAAAAAAAGAAAAUGGAUUCUCCUCCGCAUAAUCAAUAACUCUCGUAGAGUUGUUAUGACAUUACAAAGAGAGAGCUAUUUGCAAAACCAGAAAAACUGGCUGUGAUUUGGCAACAUGAGAACAAGGUCUAUCCCCAUCAAAUCACAGUAAUUUUGUCUCUGCCAAAACAGAAGAAAUUUGUAGCAAACUUUCAGAACUAAAUAUCGUUCCAAUACCUCGCCCAAUUUGUAACAUAUUGAACUGAUUUAGUAGCUAUUUUUCGCGGUAAUUCCAGGUAUAUUUUUAGGAUAUGUUGUCCAAUUCAAAAGCACCACAAUUUUAUUUUUAAGACGUCACAUUUAAAAACUCUAUUGUCGCUGCCCAGUGCCCAUCAAUCCUUAAUGUUUCGAAAGUUUCAAAAAAUUCGAAACUAAACAAGGGAAAAGCUUAGACAAAAGAAUACAACUAAGGCAACUCCAAGAACAAAGAGUUGGCUGAAAGCAAAUGUGACGGACUGGACGGAGUUCAUUAGUUUAAAUAAAUCAAUUGAUGGAGGCACUGUUCAAACAACCCAUUCUCAUUAAAGAAAUUUAUGUUAUGUAUAUUUGCAAAUCUCCUAGAAAUAUACACAACGUAUAAAGUAGAUUCCAUUUCUGGUCAGCAGCACAUGCGCAGUGCUUGUCAACGAAAUUUUGCAGUAAUGGCGACCGAUUAUCGUUAAAGCUGCGGGUUGCUUGCCUUAAAUUUGGCAUUAUGUCAUCUAAUAAUAGCACACAAAACAACCAGAAACCACGAAAAAGGAGCCAAAAAACUCAAUCCUUCGAAGAAUCAUUGAAAGAUCUCGAUAAUAUUGAUCUUCCCGGCUGUUCUAGUCGACAGUCACCAUCAGUCGUUGUUGUUGACGUAAGAAGAAACUGUGAAACCGGCCAGUUUCAGAGAAAACAACGCAAAAUUUACCCCAGAAAAAAGAAAGAAAAGCCAGCAAAACAUAGGGAAGAGGAUCUUGCAAGUUAUGAUGGUGACAAUGAUGAUGUGGAUAAUGAAUAUGUUUGUGAUGAAAGGGAACAAAGUACAAGUGCUCUUAGUGAUGAGUGGGAGUUAGAGCCAGAAAAUAGAGACGCCCUGCUGCUAAAUCUAAGGGAUAUUGAGUCACAGUUUCCAGCUAGCCACCCUGAAGAGACAGAGUGGACUCAACGGAAACGGGUACUAGAGGAAAAUUGGACAUCUGCGAGGAAUGAUUUGUUUGAUGCAUUUUUAUCAACCAAAAGCAUCCCAGAAGGUGCCAUGUGUUGCACAAAAUGCAAAGUGAAUGUUGCUGUUUUACGUUGCACGGAAUGCAGAAAGAUGCUGUGUAGCAGCUGUGAUGAAACAGAGCACAUCAUUUUUCCCUUCCAUGAUAGGGAUACCUGGAUCAAUGGCUUUUAUGAGCCAGUUGGUAAUCUUGUGACCAUAAAUGAGGGUGAAAUUGUAUUAAUUGAUAGACCCCUUCCAGUGAGCUACCCAUCAUUAUGCCCUGCCUGCAGUACUUGCAAUAUAGAGCAAAGGUAUACAAAAUCCAGGAUAACAAUAAUAACCAUGAAAGGUCGCUACGAGUUCAAUGAAGCCUACUUUUUCUGUACAAAUUGCUCAUUGAUCAUAUCAGGAUGCACUGUACGGUCAAUGCUGAUUGCUGGCUAUUGGCCUGCAUCUCCACAGAGGGCAACAACAUUUUUCUCCUUAGAUUUGUUGAGAUUUUGGGAUUCUUUGAGCAUGAACUCACCUGGGACAUCCCUAUCAUCUUUCGUUAGAAGCCUAGAAAAUGUUUCAAAGAUGUCUGGGAGACAAAGUUCAAUAAAUUCAACAGCCUUCGGUAAUGCAUUUAGAGAGUGGAAAUUUGUUUCCAGCAACAUCAAAUUUCAGAAUGGAAAUGAUGAUUUUGUGUGCCCAGUUUGUUCUGAUGUUUGCCACUCUAUACACAUUGAUGGCCAUCGUAAAACAUAUCGAUUUAAGAAAGUGCCACGCGGAAAUUGUGUAUCCCUAUACGGUGACAAAUUCAUCGCAAACGAUGCGGAGGUACAAGCGCACAUGAAGAAUUUGUAUGACAAAAUGGGAAGUCAGGAUUAUGAAGACGAUAAAAUGUGCGGAUCUUCGUAUUGGCAAGCUGCUCGAUCCAAAUCAAGCAAAAGCUAUUCUACUUUGGACGAAACAGGGCUAGUUGUUGCCGGCUGUCGCCACGUUCUGGCUCUGAAAGGCGUGAACAUGUUUGCUGGCGAGCAAUAUGGUUACGCUCUUUUUUUGCACCAACUCCUUUUCGGUGAAGUACGGAUGCGGUUUAUAUGGCAAGACAUAAUGUGUAAAUACUGGCCAUGGCUCGAGAAAGUUGCUUCCAAGUUCCCUGACAAGUCAGCGUUACUUGAUACGAAUAAAGCACUCUCUGUGAUGCAUUCGAAAGCACAUUCUUUAGAAUGUCAGUUGGUCUGGGGAGGAUUUUACCAAGACGAAGCCGCUUUAUCCACUGGAGAAAGCAUGGAGCAAUUUUUCUCCUACUUUGCGAAAUGUGGAUUAAGAACAAAGAGCAUGAAUGCCUCUGCACGAGUCGAUGCAUUGACCGAACAUGCUGCGUUUUGGAAUAUGCGAAAAAUAGAGAAUUUGGCAUCAACCUUAGCCAAGCAAUAUGUUAAGGCUAAGGAAAAGAUCAAUGUUGCCAAACAAGAAAAAUCGGAAUUACUUAAAACAGCAACGUCUCGUCCUGAUGACACUUUAAUUAAAACAUGGGAAACAGAAUUCAGAAGUAAAGCACGAGCUUCCUUUGAUCGUCAAAGUUCCAGCACUGUUGUUAACCAGCUUGCCGAAUACUUCAAACUGCAUCAAGAAGUUUCAACAGCCCCUGUUUUACAAGAAUUCGUUGAAAGAAACGAUAAAGCCUGUAGUAUAAUGUCUGGACAAGAAGAACUCUACACAAUUGUUGCUGCAAGACAGGUAGACACCGCGCGACUGGUAAGAAAGAUGGAAAAUUUAGAAAAAAAGCUUUUGGCAGGAGGGUACGAUAAAGAGACAGCUCUACGUGAUGGUAAAGGUCACUUAGCCGAAAGAACUUUAGAGUUGCUGCGUACACGUAUUGUUCACACGUACCUCAACAUACAGCAGCAAAAACACGACAUUUCUCGUGUGUCAGAUACUUCGAAAAGGAGAACAAAAAUCCGAAAGGCGCUAGGAAAGAAUGUCAAGCUAUUAGAAAAAACAGUAGAAAAGUAUAACGUAGUCGUGAAUUUAACUAACGGGCCGAAUCCUCUGAAGUUAGAUGCAGUUUCUUCUGGAAUUUUCGCAUGGCAAGAAUACAAGGAACAAAGCAACACUCCUGAAUGGCUGCGAAAGCAAAUUGUUGAUAAAAAUGUCUUGCUUAAACGUUGCAAAGAGGAGUUGUUCCUUUUGGUAGAGGAGAUGCAAGCCUAUUGUACAUUCUUCAAGAAUAAGAUACAAUAUCUUGAAGAAGAAAGACUUAAAUUAGGAAAAUGUAUUGAAGACAUUGAAAAUGGGGAGACAGAAGUUGCUGCAUUGAAAAGACUUCAGUGGAAGGUUGCUGGACAACAAAACAGGGAAGAAAUAGACAAACUUUUAGGAGAUGGAAGUACAAUUUUGAAACUGAAGGGCAUCCAGUCUUUGAAGCAGGAGGGCAUUUCACUGUGCAAGAAGAGGCUCACAACAGCAGCUGAUGUAUUCAAAAAAGCUCUUGGCGCAGAUUUUGAAAUGCAUUUUAAGGAAGAUGACGUAGAGGAAGGCAGAUCGGAGACUGAAGAAGAAGACGAUCCGGAGGAAACUCCAGACGAUGAUUUCCACGAGAAUGACUUUGUGAUGGAUAGUGUUCUAAACAGUUCCUUAGUGUAAAAUCAAUGUCAGCGAUAAUAGGAGUGCAGUUGUCUGAGUUACCUUUUAGAAUUUGGAAUACCAUAAAAGCCCUAUUAAGCCCCUAUCUCAAUUAACCCCCUCUCUAUUAAGCCCCUUUAAAAUAAACCUGUCAAGCAAAAACUUUAAAUAUGCCCCCUCUCUAUUAAGGUUCCCAUCUCUUAAAAUUUUUUGCUUCAAAUUUUAAAUAUGCCCCCUCUCUACCAAGUCCCCCCUCUCUAAAGCCCCCUCUAAGGCUGGUAAAUAAAUAAGCCCCCACCUCCUGGAGCUUAAUUGAGCUUGUACGGUAUAUAUAUUUUCAUAACGCUUACAUUUCUUUCACAUUAGUUUUUUAAUAAUGUAGUGAGCCCAUCUAGGCCAUAAAGACUUCUCUCGGCAUAGUGAUAUUGAUUCAAAUGGUCAUUUAAAAGCAGAUUUGCGUUCUCUUUUAAAAAAAGCUUUAACUUCUAAGUUUGAAAAAACCAUAAACUUUAUUCUUUUUUCGAAACAGACUAUGAACACCAAUAUAUGUGUUUUCUCUUUUAAAAUUUAAACUACAAACUAUUUUAUAGAGCAGUGAUUUUGAAACAAUGUAGAAUAGCAUUUUCAUACUUCUCAAAUAUUAUUCAAAACAUUUUGUUGUAGUUCCUCGUGUUAAACGUUGGAUGAUUUUUAUUGUUGAAAUCGUGAAUCAUUUCAUACAUUUGUACCUUUUCUUGCUGACCAAGUUUGUUAUACUUUGUUAUUAAUGUGAAUGUUUAUGUUUAUGCGAAUGUACAUUUCAGUUUGUGUUUAUGGUCUUAAGUUCACAGGAAAACAGCACGAGGAUACUCUUGGUGUUGCCUUGAAGUUCCAUUACCUCUGUUACUUUAAAACGGUUAUUGUUUCCCUCUUCCUUUGAUUUAAAGUUUAGAUUCGUGUACACCUAGUGGAAAACUUUCCAUGUGCUGUUCAUAAUUAAAUCCUUCUUUUUUAUUGAAAACAGUGCUAUUUUGUUUCAGAAUCAAAAAAGAAAACAUCGAUAUAUAAAAACCAGCAUGAAACAUUAAACAAAUUGUGCGACAGCUUACUGUCUUAAUAGACAUGCGUAGUGCGGUAUUUUCCCGUACCUUUGGUAGUUAAUUCGAAAAUACUUUGAAAAGUUAGUGUUUCAAAAUCUUUCAUUAUGCUAUCAAUAGAUUUUCUAUACAGCAGUGGUGCUUCUACAAAGAGGAAGAGGACAAAAAGGGUUGACUAGGAUAUUCUUUGCUCGCCUCCCAAUGUUUCAAGUAAGAAAACCAAAAACUAGAUUGAUUUCAAGUCAAAAACUAGUAGAAGGUCCGUUCUACUAGUUUUUUAUUCUAACGUUCGUCUAGCAAGAGCCACCAACGAAGACAUCUCCAAAGCAUUAAACAACUUACUGAGCCUCUAUCCCAAAGAAUUUACAGAGGACUUGGAAUCAGAGCUACGGGCAUUUGCUAACGAGUUUCGCGUGGAAAUAAAAGAGAAAUGGACAGUUGUAGACUUGGUUGAUUUGAUGCUCUACAUUCCUACAUCCUUGGCGUUAUCCUUGGCGUUACAUCCUUGAAUGAAACUGCAUUACUCCUACAAAAAGAGAACAACUGUUCAACUGGGCCGGAUGCAAAUUCAUAUAAGGGGGCUGCCCAUUGUAUUGUUCCCAUACAAUGCACUGUUAUAAAGAGAAAUAUAACACGUUUAGACAAUUAGUGGGGGAUUCAACCCCCAGCCCCCUAGCCCCCCCAGCCCCCCACCUUCGGAUGGCCCUGUAACAAUUUAACAAAGGUGCUUGUGGGCUAAACGCUUUGAAAAAGUGGGCGUUGAAAUUUUAUGCUUGUCAAGAAAAUCGUUUACUAGUCUAUAAAAUCUCCCGACAAAGGGUUAGAUGGCAAGUAAUUUCUAUUUAUUUAUUUAUACUA